Messenger RNA from Staurois parvus, 528 nucleotides. NCBI's taxonomy places the organism in Eukaryota, Metazoa, Chordata, Amphibia, Anura, Ranidae. The record is from the annotation of a GenBank genome assembly.
AGGUCUCGGGCCCUCAGGCGGAGCGGCGGGCGCCGGACCCCCGGGUGGAGCGACAGGUCUCGGGCCCUCAGGCGGAGCGGCGGGCGCCGGACCCCCAGGCGGAGCGCGACAGGUCUCGGGCCCUCAGGCGGAGCGGCGGGCGCCGGACCCCCAGGUGGAGCGACAGGUCUCGGGCCCUCAGGCGGAGCGGCGGGCGCCGGACCCCCAGGCGGAGCGGCGGGCACCGAGUCACCAGGCACGACAGUGGGCUCCGAGUCAACUGGCAUGACCACUGGCACUAGGUCAGACAUUGGAUCGUCUGGCUGGACAGCGGGUAUCGGGUCACCAGGCAUCAGGUCAUUUGGCUCGACAGCGGGCACCGCGUCAUCUGGCAAGGCAGUGGGCUCCGAGUCAACUGGUAUGACCGCGGGCACUGGGUCAGACAUUGGAUCGUCUGACCGGACAGCGGGCAUCGGGUCACCAGGCAUCAGGUCAUUUGGCUCGACCGCGGGCACCGCGUCAUCUGGCAAGGCAGUGGGCUCCGAGUCA